Molecule: messenger RNA, 1500 nt
Organism: Paraphaeosphaeria sporulosa
Lineage: Eukaryota; Fungi; Ascomycota; Dothideomycetes; Pleosporales; Didymosphaeriaceae
Product: zf-C3HC-domain-containing protein
Exons: 2
Coding region: 1-1500 (499 amino acids)
Cellular component (GO): nucleus
Molecular function (GO): zinc ion binding
Source: RefSeq, a predicted model, not a curated record
AUGGCAUCCUCACCACCGCGGGCGCAAGAGCCCGCCCUCGCGACGACAAAACGCAAGUUUGAUACGCUGCUCGACAGGCUGCAAAAUGCGAGCGCUUCGACCACCUCCCUUGCCAACACCCUCCGCGAGUCCAACGGCUCCACCGCUUCAUUCACCAUACCCGCCACACCCGAACCUGCCUCGAAGCGGAAUCGACUCUCAGACAUUGGCAUGGAUCGCUCGCGGCAGGUGUCCGGCAGCGAACGGAUACAGCAGCUGAAGUCACAGCUCUUGACGCCGCGCAAAGAGGGUCUCGACAAGGCCAGCAGUCCCAAAGGCAGCCCGAGUGGACUGCGUGUGGUGGGACAGCACCAGACAUCAGUCAAAUCGACCACGCCACGCAAGCCGGCAAACUACCAGCCAUACAGCCAGGAGCAGUUCCUUGCCCGACUGAAAACCUUCGCCGACGUGAAGAAGUGGACCAACAAGCCGGAUGCUAUUGACGAGGUCGAGUGGGCAAAGCGCGGCUGGUCGUGCGAUUCUUGGAAUACUGUGGCGUGCAAGGGGGGCUGCGAGAAGAGGCUCGUCGUAAGGCUGCGGCCCAAGAGGAAGGACAAGGAUGGCAAGGAGCUGGACAUGAGCGAGGAUCUCACAGUCGAGGUCGAGCCUGCGUUGGUGGACAAGUACCAGGAGCUCAUCGUAGACGCACACCGCGAGGACUGUUUAUGGAAGAAGCGCGGCUGUCAAGACGAUAUCUAUCACAUACCAAUACCGAACCGCGCGCAGAGUACAGCCGACCUCCUCGCUCGUUAUCAAUCCUUCUUGCCCAUCGUCAACGACCUGCCGAUCCUCGAGGACCUCAUAUACCCUGACCCUCGAAUAGAGGACUUGCUCAAGCGCGUGCCUACCUCUUUCUUCACCCUUCCUGGCUCCGAGAUAUCCGCAAGUCCUCCCGCAACACCCUCAGAGAUAGUGUCGUUCUUGUUUGCCGUCUUUGGCUGGAAGGGCGUUUCGGAGACCAAGAUAUCAAUGGCAGUCUGCAGUCACUGCCACCAGCGUGUCGGCCUGUGGCUUGUGAACAAUGACCGGCUCAAGGAGAUGAGCAAGAAGCUGGGCGUGCCUAUAGAGACCCUGCGCCUCAACCUGGUCGAAUCGCACCGGGAGCACUGUCCGUGGAAGAACCCCAACACUCAGCACAACCCGACCGACGGUCCCAUAGCGAACAUGGCUGGUUGGCAAACCCAAGAGUUCAUGUUGCUGGGUACGAGGAGAGAGAGGAAGGAACGGGAGCCCACGCACACAAGGAAUAUAGAGAGUGUGGAUCUAGGGAGUACUGUCUCCUAUCCGCGAGGCAGCACUGAAAGCGUGAGACCGGAUAAGGAGGAUGAGGACAAGGAUUUGCAGUCAAAGUGGAAGAAGCUCAAGGCUAAGCUGAAGAGGACGGCCUCGAAGAAGAGCUUGAGGAGCACCAAGAGUGUCAAGAGUACGAAGAGCGCGAAGAGUGUCGCUGAGAAAGAGUAG